UAGACGCGCUGCUUCUCAUUCGAGACGUCCUAAAAAGGCAAAACCAUUUUCUCAUUUCUGCUGGCCCGCCCGCCCUCCUUCGCUCUCUCAAGUCUCAACACUCCGAGCUCCCUCGUAUUCCCAGAAAAAUUAAAAACCCGGUUGACUCAAUUUCAUCACUCUAACCCAGUGAAAAUGGAUAUUGAUUCUAAGCUCGAAAAAUUGGAUAUCAAGUCUGGGGAUGAAACCUCAUCAUCAACGCAAGUGCAAGUGGAUUCUAAGGGAACUGCUGAAGACAAGGAUGAAUUAGCUGACUCAAUGAAUAACUUGAAUGUGGAAGCAUCCUCAUCUGGGCAGGUGGGACCUACAUUCAAAAGAAAACCGGUUAUCAUCAUUGUUGUUGGAAUGGCAGGUAGUGGGAAAACAACUUUUCUUCAUAGGUUGGUUUGCCACACACAAGCUUCAAGGAUUCGUGGUUAUGUGCUCAACCUUGACCCUGCUGUGAUGACUCUCCCCUAUGGUGCAAAUAUUGAUAUAAGGGACACUGUUAAGUACAAGGAAGUGAUGAAGCAGUUUAAUCUUGGACCUAAUGGUGGAAUCCUGACUUCUCUUAACUUGUUUGCAACAAAGUUUGAUGAGGUCAUUCAAGUCAUUGAGAACCGAGCAGAUCAGCUUGAUUAUGUCCUUGUGGAUACACCUGGUCAAAUUGAGAUUUUCACUUGGUCUGCUUCUGGAGCUAUCAUUACCGAAGCGUUUGCUUCAACCUUUCCAACUGUGGUUGCUUAUGUAGUUGACACACCUCGUUCCUCAAGCCCAGUAACUUUCAUGAGCAAUAUGCUUUACGCUUGCAGCAUCCUUUAUAAGACGCGGUUGCCUCUUGUGUUGGUAUUCAACAAAACUGAUGUGGCUCAACACCAAUUUGCUAUAGAGUGGAUGGAAGAUUUUGAAGUCUUUCAAGGAGCAAUGAGGUCAGAUGAUUCAUACAUGUCUACUUUUUCUCAAAGCCUCUCCCUAGUGCUAGAUGAAUUCUAUAAAAAUUUGAGAUCAGUUGGGGUCUCUGCUGUUUCUGGAGCUGGAAUGGAUGCCUUCUUCAAGGCCAUUGAAGCCAGUGCCGAGGAGUACAUGGAAACUUAUAAGGCUGAUCUUGAUAAGAGACGGGUAGAGAAGCAACGUUUGGAGGAAGAGCAGCAAAAACAGAACAUGGAAAAGCUGAGGAAGGACAUGGAAAAUUCAGGGGGACAAUCUGUUGUUUUGAGCACUGGUUUAAAGGAUAAAGCCCGUCAUAAUAACAUGGUCGAUGAGGAGGAUGAGGAAGAUGAGGAGGACAUUGAAGAUGAUGAUUUUGAGGUGUUUACUGAAGAAGAUGUUAUAGAUCAGGAUGAGGAUGAGGAUGAAGAUGAAGAGGUGGCCAGGUUCUCUUUCUAGUUCUAUGGUUUUGAUACCACAAUGAUGUCUUGGAUUUAUAGGAACCUACACGGACUGCCCACCAAGAUAUCUGUUUGUGCUAUUGUUGCUAAAGAUUUUGCUCGAAAGCUUAAUGAUACGAGCCUUUAUGAACGAAUUGGCCGUGGAUACAUUAGAUUUUGCUCGCUAGCUUAAUGGUACAAGUCUUUGUAAUCUGACUGCAAAAGAAAUUCAUGAAUUCCUCUUCCCUUGUCUGAUGGUUCACGUGAGGAAUUUGCACUAGAUUUGUAAUUAUAAUAUCCUAUCAACUACAACACAGUUCCUUCGAAUCUAGGAAGCCGAGCUGUGUUUUUCUAAAUAAAGAACUCCUUGAAUU
Messenger RNA from Populus euphratica (Euphrates poplar), 1759 nucleotides. Its product is annotated as GPN-loop GTPase 1-like. The transcript has 9 exons. Bases 175 to 1404 code for a protein of 409 amino acids. The record is from RefSeq and is a predicted model, not a curated record. Gene Ontology annotation, molecular function: GTPase activity; ATP hydrolysis activity. Lineage: Eukaryota; Viridiplantae; Streptophyta; Magnoliopsida; Malpighiales; Salicaceae.